AUGGCCACCAUGCGCGCAGUCGACAUCAAGGGUGGGAAGGGCCCCAUCUCCGCCCUCUUCAUCAACCCGGACAUCCCCAAGCCGGUGCCCAAGGGCAGCCAGGCGCUCGUGAAAGUCAAGGCCUUUGGUCUCAACCGUAUGGACCUCUUCCAGCGCGAGGGGGGCUAUCCCUUACCACCGCAGGCCGGCCCGAUCAUGGGUGUCGAAUUCUCCGGCACCAUCGAGUCCUUCGGUUGUGAGCCCGAGCGGGGCUUCAACGUCGGCGACGAGGUCUUUGGCCUGGCUUACGGUGGCGCCUAUGCCGAGUACAUCGCCGUCAGCACGCACAUGCUGGUGCACAAGCCCAAGGAACUCAGCUGGGAGGAGGCCGCGGGCAUCCCCGAGACGUGGAUCACGGCGACCCAGGCGCUGUACUUGGUGGGUGAAUUCAAGCCGGGCAUGUCGGUGCUGUGGCACGCCGGGGCGUCGAGCGUGUCGAUCGCGGGCAUCCAGCUCUCCAAGGCGGACAACGCGUCGGCCAUCUACGUGACGGCCAGCUCGCGCGAGAAGAUCGACUUCUGCAAGUCGCUGGGCGCGACCGAGGGCUUCUCGUACAAGGAAGGCGACUGGGCGCAGGCGCUGCUCAAGUACACGGACGGCAAGGGCGCGGACCUGAUCGUCGACUUCAUCGGCGCCGGCUACUUUGACCAGAACCUCGACGCGGCGGCGCGCGACGGCCACAUCGUCAAUCUGGGCAACCUGGGCGGCAACGUGGUGCAGAAGCCCGUCGACGUGUCGCGCUUCCUGCGCAAGCGCCUCCGCUUCGAGGGCUCCAGCCUGCGCAGCCGCGACGAGAACUACCAGGGCCGCCUGCGCGACAUGCUCGUCGAGCACGCCCUCCCGCGCUUCAUCGACGGCCGCUUCAAGGUCAUCAUCGAAAAGGUCUUCAAGAUGGAGGAGAUCCAAGAGGCGCACAAGAUGCUCGAGGCCAACGUGACCAUGGGCAAGCUGAUCUGUACCGUGUAUUGA
This is a messenger RNA of Fonsecaea erecta, 1008 nucleotides long. RefSeq lists its product as hypothetical. Lineage: Eukaryota; Fungi; Ascomycota; Eurotiomycetes; Chaetothyriales; Herpotrichiellaceae. The coding region runs from base 1 to 1008 and encodes 335 amino acids. The transcript has a single exon. Gene Ontology annotation, molecular function: oxidoreductase activity. The record is from RefSeq and is a predicted model, not a curated record.